Messenger RNA from Triplophysa rosa, 2082 nucleotides. RefSeq names its product transcription termination factor 1a, mitochondrial. Gene Ontology annotation, biological process: regulation of DNA-templated transcription; termination of mitochondrial transcription. Gene Ontology annotation, molecular function: double-stranded DNA binding. Gene Ontology annotation, cellular component: mitochondrial matrix. The coding region runs from base 65 to 1195 and encodes 376 amino acids. The transcript is spliced from 2 exons. Lineage: Eukaryota; Metazoa; Chordata; Actinopteri; Cypriniformes; Nemacheilidae. The record is from RefSeq and is a predicted model, not a curated record.
CAAACACUGAUGAAGAAAACACACAUUCACAUGUUUACAUCUGGUAGGGAUGGAGCGGUGGUGAAUGAUGGCACAGAAGCGGAUGGUUUCGGUCCUGUGGUCCAUCGGGAGAUCCAGUGCUCACCGUCACGCCUUCAUUCCGAUGUCUCGAUACUGCAGCUCCAGUCCAAUCACCCAGAAACCUCCUCCGCUUCACUCGGAGAACGAAUCUCUUCUGGAGAACCUCUCCAGCAUGGGUGUGGACCUCACCAUGGCCCGUCGACGGCAGCCGGGCGUUCUGCGAAAGCUCCUCACCAACGAACAAGGUCUGGCUCAGUUCCUGAAGAGUAAAGGUGCCGAUCAGCAGACCAUCGGCAGCAUCAUCUCUCGUUUCCCUCGAUCCAUCACACGCUCGUGCGAGCACCUGGAGGAACGCUGGAAGCUCUGGAGAAACAUCUUCAAAAGCGACAGCGAGGUGAUUGGAAUUCUGUCGAGGUCACCCGAGUCUUUUUUCCGUUCCAGCGACAAUGAAAACCUGCAGGAGAACAUCACUUUCCUGAGAUCUCUGGGAAUCACUCCUAAAGAUCUGCACCGGCUGCUCACCACGGCACCGCGGACGUUCUCCAACAGCGUGGAGCUCAACAGGAACAUGGUGGAACUUCUCCAGGGCAUUUGCUUGAGUCUGGGUGGAAAAGAUCACGAACACUUUGCCAAAACUAUCAUCUCUAAGAACUUGUACAUCCUGAUCCGCAGCACCAAUCGAGUGAAAGCCAACGUGAACUUUCUGCUGAGCUCGCUGAGAUUGAGUCACGCAGAGGCGCUGCUUUUACUGCAGAGUCACGGCGCUCAGAUCCUGGACCUGUCACAUGAGAGUCUGAAGCGAAACUUCAAGAACCUGCAGGUGAAACUUCAGUGUCUGGGCUGCAGUAAAGCCGACUUGAAGAAGAUGAUUCUCAAUUACUCGCUCGUGCUCUUCAUCUCAUCAGAACGUCUGAAUGAGAAACUGGGCUGUCUGAUGGACGCUGGGAUUCACAUCCAUCAGAUCAUACAGAAACCAAAGGUUCUUGACUUCAGUCUGGACAUUCUGAAGCAGCGACUGCAGGAUCUCAGCAGACUGGGUUAUGACUUUCAGAAGAACGGCAUCGCGGUCUUAGACUCCAGCAAAAAACGAUUUCAUGCUAAAAUAGAGAGACUGGGCCCUCCAUCGGAACUCUGAUGGUUUCUCACCUGAAUGAAAAAGCCAUGUCAACCUUGUGCUGUUUCUACUGUAUGAAUAAUGAACAAAUAAAUCUCAUGCUCAGGAACACUGUGAAUGUUUUCUGCUUCAUACCUUUACAUUAAUAUUCAAACUCAACUUAUUUUGAGAUAUUAUUGUGUACGUCUGCUCCUUCUGUGGGAAUCGUGAGACCAUAUUUACAUUACCACUAAAACGCUCUGCUAACGAACAUCCCUCACGUACCUGCUCUGGAUCUGUCUCACGGUGGUGGGAUGGUCUGCCUGUUGCUACAAGAUCAGCAGCAUCUUUAAAAAUCAUCUUUUAAGAAUUUAAGAAUCCUUAGAGUUAUGAGGACAAAAGAUGGUGUCGAAACACAUCUCUGACGUCAACACCUGACCCAGUAUUACAGACUUCUCUUUAUUUUUCUACCUUUUCUACUGCUUCUUCUAUCCUUACUCACUCAAAACUUUGUCUAGGGAAAUUUCUUGUAUGUUGCAUGUUUUUCCACCACAGUAGGAAAAAGUAUUGGAUCAUUGUUUGAUCCGGUUGAGCACAGAAUGAGAUUUUUUGAAGAAUUUAUAAAAGCAAACAGUUCUGGGGCACAUUUCACUACCCUUUUAAUUGGUCCUACUAUGGUAGUCAAUGAUGUCCCAGAAAUGUCAGUUGCUAACAUUCUUCCAAAUAUCUUCUUUGUACAAAUGCUCAGAUUUUAUAACUCUGUUUUAAUUUGUUAAAUCCUAAAGUUUACAUUUAACAUAUAUUCAUUUGGCAGACGCUUUUAUCCAAAGCGACUUACAAUGCAUUAUACUAUACAUGUGUAUCUAAGUAUGUGGGGUCGAUCCCAUGACCGUGGCGUUGCUAGCGCCAUGCUCUUAAAGUUGUUUAUU